AUGGGUGGUAAUGUGAGAAAUACACAGCGCUUAAUAGAGUUUGGAGCUGAUGUUUCUAAGACAAGCUUUAAGAAUGAAACGGCGAUGCAUCUGGCGGCAAAGAAUGGACACACAGAUGUAAUAAAACUUCUGCUUGAGUAUAAUGUUAAUGUAAACGCUUUCGAUCGGGAGCUUCGAACUCCGCUUAUGUUAGCAGCACGAGGGGGUAACUUAGAAGCCACUCGCUUACUUAUUGAUAAUGGAGCAGAUGUAGAUGCUUGCGAUGAGGACAGUUGUAACGCUCUAGAUUAUGCUGCUAAAGAAAACCACGCGAAUGUAGUGCAGUUUCUUAUCUCAAAAGGAGGCCCAAGGAUGGAUUUAAUGACAAACAAAGCUCUGACUAUGGCGUCUAGUCUCGAAUUGGUUAAGUUUCUUGUUGACGGCGGAGCCGACGUAAACUUAAGGCACUUAAGUGAUGCCCCUGACGCACACCGCAGAGAAACAGCUCUGUUUUCAGCUGCCAGGGAAGGUAAUUUUCAAGCUGUUAAAGUUCUUUUGGACCGAGGUGCUGACGUUAAUGGUCAUGUUUGUAGCGAGAACGAUGAUGAUGACACUUACAACCACGAGAGGGAAGAAAACAACUAUGAUGACUACGACAUUGUUGACAAACUUGGCGGAAUCAAUCUCUCUGAUGAUGGAAAUGUUAUUCACGAGAUCAAAGGAGACGAUACCUUACUGAAAUCAAAAGCUCUGAUCGGGGACGUUGACUCUAUGCGUGCUAUUUUAAAAACGGGUGUGGAAGUUAAUUUUAAGGACAUGAAUGGGGACACCGUCCUUGCUUGUGUUCUUGAUAAUAGAGACAAUUCACACGCAAUGGAAAUUGUUAAGGUUCUUCUUCAGUUUGGAGCUGAUGUUAAUACCAAGAAUGAUAGAUGGGAGACACCUAUUCUCAUAGCUGUUAGAAUGAAUUUAGAAAAUGUUGCCGAACUUCUUCUUGAACUUGGCUGUGACGCCAAGGCUAGAGACUUGGACUCGUGUUGUUCUCUCCGCUAUGCUGCCCAAAAUGACAACGGUAAACUUACAGAGAUGUUGCUUAAGUUUGGUGCAGACGCUAGUUUGAAGACUGAUCGAGACGAGGUGACGCCGUUGCACAUGGCCGUGAGUUCAAGUAGCUAA
Messenger RNA from Pocillopora damicornis (cauliflower coral), 1155 nucleotides. RefSeq lists its product as uncharacterized. The record is from RefSeq and is a predicted model, not a curated record. Gene Ontology annotation, molecular function: protein binding. Lineage: Eukaryota; Metazoa; Cnidaria; Anthozoa; Scleractinia; Pocilloporidae.